Parnassius apollo (apollo) is the source of this 2541-nucleotide messenger RNA. The record is from the annotation of a GenBank genome assembly. NCBI's taxonomy places the organism in Eukaryota, Metazoa, Arthropoda, Insecta, Lepidoptera, Papilionidae.
AUGUUAAGGAAACUGGAUGGCGAGCCCUCCAACCCGUCUGUAUUGACGACCGUCGUCGGAUGGAACCCGGAGUGCGCCGAUUCGCAUCAAGCGGCGGGAGCUAGCUCAGACAUGGGAAGUGAGCACUAUUGCCUGAGGUGGAACAAUCAUCAGAGCAACCUGCUGGGAGUAUUCAGCCAGUUGCUGCACGACGAGAGCUUGGUGGACGUUACGCUCGCCUGUUCCGAAGGUGCCUCCAUAAGGGCUCAUAAGGUAGUACUGUCAGCGUGCUCAUCGUACUUCCGAUCGCUGUUCGUAGACCAUCCAUCGCGCCACCCUAUCGUAAUCUUGAAGGACGUUGGCUUAGAAGAGCUGCGAACGCUGGUCGACUUCAUGUACAAGGGCGAGGUCAACGUCCAGUAUUGUCAACUGCCUGCUCUCCUUAAAAUUGCUGAGAGCCUUCAGGUCAAAGGAUUAGCUGAAAUGACCACUUUAAGCGCAGCCGGCAUUGACACUCGAAACGUUCCAGAGCCGAUGGAGGAGGGUCAUCCUCAAGAUAUGAGAGAAUGUACAGAACCGCUCGAAAGAUUAGAUAAUAGAGAAACUAGGGUAAAAGAAGAAAGGCGGGAUGUCAAAGAAGCUAGAGAAAGAGAUUGUAAAGAAAGUCGCGACGGAAGAGACAAUCACACAAGGGAAACAAGAGAGGGUAGAGAUUUGCAACGAGAAAGAGAGCAAAGGGAUCGUGAGUUAAGAGAGUCUCGUGACCAUAGAGAAAUAAGGGAAUCGAGAGAAACUCGCGAACUGCGGGAUUCCAGAGACCACAGAGAGUUAGGUGACUCAAGGGAUAAUUGGGAACCACGAGAUUUACGGGAAGUACGUGAUCCGAGAGAAUUGCGAGAUACACGUGAUCCCAGGGAGAUGCCAGACGCAUCGCCUCCUAGAAUAUCUCCUUUGCUGUCAGUCCGCAGAUUUAGGUCAGAAACCUCGAUCGAAACGCCAACUCCCACACAUCCACCUAUACCAAAAGACGAACCACCGGACGAACCUAUAGGUCCGCCGUCAACUGAAGAAGAUACAGUAUCAAUAAGAUCGAACGGUGCAAAUGAAAAUAUUGGUCUCAACAUGACUAUAAAUAGUCACAGUAGUGGGAGCACACUGGGACCGCGAUAUUCACCUGUGGAGCAGAGAUUGAGUGUACUGAAUGCAUUGCCACAUCCAGGGCUCGCUCAUCCGACACACCCAUCUCUAGCAAGUCCAAGAAAUGAACCUAUUGCUGGCCCUUCUGGCUUACCACCAGUACAACAGGUGCCGUUAUCUCUGAAAAAAGAAAUAGAUUGGGAAAGGAGUAAUGAAGAUAAAGUUGGUGAACCAUCAGCUGAAUUCCGGAUGCAACAUGAAACAAUGUGUUUGGACAUGUCAUGUGGAUCGCCCAGCAUUCCGAGUCCAAUUCCACCACGAAGCCCCACGGCCCUGCCCCUGUGGUCUCCAUUGCUGGCUCUGCAAGCAUGCCGCCUACGCAGGUAUCUCAGUGAUGAUUGUAUGACGUAUCAAAGCCGUCAUUUGCUCCAUUCUGAAAGACGUCGAUGUGGCGUCUGCCUCGCUUCUUUUCCGUCGUCCUGGCUCCUUGAACGCCACGCCGCUCUUCAACAUGCCUCACAAACGUCCUGUGACGAUAAGCCCUUCGUAUGCGAACAGUGUGGACAGAGUUACAGAUACAGGUCCGCAUAUGUCAAACAUCGAGAGCAAAACCACCGCGCGCGACUACCUGCCGAUAAGCUAUUCACGUGCGAUGUAUGUGGCAUGCAAUUUCGAUACCUCAAGUCAUUCAAAAAGCAUCGCCUAAAUCACACAUUGGAAAGACUACACACGAAAAAUACAGACGCUAUUGAAGGCAUGGAUCAAGUUUCCAGUACUAACGAAGUAUUCGGUCAAUGUGGAGAAAUGGACCUAUCUAUAAAAAAGAGAAACAGGCCUGAAGUCGCAAGAACUCCGCCGAUUGAAGUGAUCGGUGACGGCGAACAAGACAGCACGGUCGAUUCCAACGGACCCACCGACUCUAUAGUGACCGUUGACGAUUCUACUGACUGCAGAAAUUCCAGUGCCGAAAGUGAAAACAAGAGAGACGUCGACACCCCUAAAAGUGAAAGACGACGCAUUCCCGUCUCUUUUGCCAGCGUCAGUUCAAUGGCGGACAGCUCCGAGGGCGAGUCCCGUAAUGAUAGCAACAAAAUGGAAAGUUCCAGUGCACAUUCUGGUAUCCUAGGAUUCUUGCAAAACGAUGAUAGGCAAAGAGAGCGGGAGAGGAGAUUCGCCUGUCCGUUCUGCGGGAAGUGCGUGAGGUCUAAGGAAAAUUUGAAAUUACACGUACGAAAGCAUACGGGGGAGCGGCCGUUCGUGUGUCUUUUUUGCGGAAGGGCCUUCGGUGGUAAAAGCGACUUGACGCGUCAUUUACGCAUCCACACCGGUGAGAGGCCCUAUCACUGCGAAGCGUGCGGCAAGUGCUUCGCCAGAGCCGACUACCUCUCGAAGCAUUUAACCACGCACGUACACAACGCCCGCUAA